UUUUAUUUCGCGUAUUCCGCGACUAAGACAAUUGGAGGGUCGAAAUGUCAGAAAUUCGAUGGGAAUCAACGAAUGUGUGUAAUGUCAGUUACAAGUGACGUAUUAGCGCUUCCCGCGGCGCGUUCUUCACGCGAAACGAUGCCAAGAGGAUAAAUUAUGCCUCGAAAAGAGAACACCAAAGCGAAAACAUGGGAGCGAGACAGAAGAAAACGUAUGAACGCUUACUUCAAAACUCUGGCAGACCUUCUGCCGCCGCAUCAGGAGGGUCGCAAACGCAACAAGGUCGACAUCCUGAUUCACGCAUCGAAGUACAUCAAAGACCUCCAUAGCCGUACAGAGGAAUUAUUUUCUGCUCAUGCAUCAGAAGCACAUAAAGAAGAAUUGGCUCGUCUCAAAAAACUUGUAACUCAGCUUUUCUCUCGUACACAAUUAUUGUCUACUCUUUUACGAGAAGCUGGUAUAUCUGUUCCAGCAGAGCCAGCUCUUGAAAAGAUAUCUCCUUUAAAAUGGUCGAAUAAAAUUAAUGUAGAAGAUGCAGAAAAAUAUUUCAAUAAAAUAGAAGAAAUAAAAAAUUCUGAAAGUAAGAGGGAAAAAUCUGUAGAACUGAAAGUGCCUUCUAAAAGAAAAUCAGUUACUUCUUCUCAUUCAUCUAACAAAAAAAUUGAAAAUAGCGAUAUUUCUAAGGAUGUGAAUAAUUCCAUAGAGAAUCAAGAGAAUCAAGUAAAUUGUGUAAAUAACAAUGAUGAUAUCUCAGAUGCUUAUCCUGUAUCAGAUAUAUUAGAUACAGGAUCUAAAACAACAGAAUGUUGCCAAACAAAUACAGGUUCUGAUACAGCAGUUAGUUCUUCAAUAAAUGGAAAGACUAAUAAUGCAUUAGAAAAAGUAGAAUCUCAAAAAAAGAUAAAAAGAAAAACAAAGAAGAAACAGGAGAAAAAAUCACUGACACCGUGUAUAAAUAAUUCCGUAACUAGUCUGACCCCAAAUACCCUUAUAUUAUCUGGUGGUAAGUUAAUGCCUUUGGUAACUCCAAUGACGUCGAAUAUAAUUGUAAAUACUCAGCAACAAGCAGCGAAUCCCAUAAUACUCGGUAAUGGUCAACAGAAUCAAAUGAUCGUGAUGCAAUCUUUGACAAAUCGUGUGCAGAAUCCAGUUGUCUCCAUUUGCAAUCAAGCUGUAAUUAAUACAGUUCAAAAAGUUACGCUCAAUACGGUCCCUAGUAUUCGUGCGAAUAUGGUAGUUGAUUCGCAAAAUUGGGCAUCUAAUGUAAAGAAUAUAAUCAAUGCUACAAAGAUCGGCGGUCACAAAGGCAUUCUGCCUAAGGGUAAGGAAGUUACAAAGACAACGAUGACAUAUAAAGUUCCUAUUCCGGCGGUUCACAAGGAAAAAGCAGAAAAAUCUAAAGAAAAUAAUUCUAAGAAAGAUACAGAAAUUAAAUCGAAGAUCAAUAAGAAUCAUACAAAAAAUUCUAAAAACCAACAAUCUACAGAUACUGUUGAAGACAAAAAUGAUAAAGAAAAAAGUAUUAAAACCGUUGAAGAUACAAAUUUUGCACAAAAAAUUAAACGAUCCUCAAAUACAGAAACAGGAUCUAUAGAUGAACCUAUUGAUAAAAAACGAAAAAGAAAUGAAAAUAAUGAACAAAGUCCAGUGAUUCUGAAUUCAGUACCUGUAUCAAAAUCAGACUUUACUGUAACCUGUAAAUCUAUCGAAAGCUUAAAGCAUGUAAUAGAAAAGAUAGGAGAGGACACAAAUGAAGAACAGGAUAAAAUACAUUCUUUGAUUCAAUCAGAAGAAAAUAGAGAAACGAAUGUACAAUGUUCUGUUUUACUAAAUACUACUAAUACUAAUCAAGAAGAUGUUUCUAAUUCUUCAAAACCAAUAGAUGUCAUGACAUCGAAUAAUAUUCAAUGUGAAGCAAAAGAAAGUCAAAACGCGUCAGAUACAUCAUCUAUUACUUUCCCAGAAGAACAAGUAAAAUCUUCUAAUGAAAAUAUCUUAGAUUCUUCUGAUACUAAUUUCAACAUUCCUAUUGAGAAUACACUAGAAAAAUCAAGUAACUGCAUAGAUCAUUCUAAUUCUAAUUCUAAAUCAUCUUUAAUAGAAGGAGAAGAGAUUGAAAAUUCUGUAGAAUCUAAAAAAAUGAAAGAAGUUUGUAAUCUUGAUACAGAAUUCGACAAUCUUUUACAGAAUUCAGUGACAUCAAAAGAGCCAGAAGUUGUUGAAGGGACAAGUAACUUAGAAAGUAAUAAGAUUAUUCUAAAUUUAGAUACAAAUACUACAACAACUUUAAAACCAGAAACAAAUACUGUAAUUCAAAAUUCAGACAUCACAACAGCGUCAUCGUCAUUACUCCCAGUUAACAUAGAAGACGAAUCUAAAUUAGCAAAGGCAUCAAAGGAGGAAGUAUCAAAAACGUCACUCUCAUAUAAUACAGAAAAUUCUUUUGUACCAAUUAGCAGCAGAGCUGAUGGUCUUCAUUCUGAUCUUUCAAAUGAUAUAUUUGCAUCUCUUCAAGUUCCUUCUAGUUCACAUAAUCCAGAAUCUAUAUCUCCUACAGCAGCAUUCUUAAUGGCUUUUCCAUUAGUAUCUUCACUAAAUGGUAAGACAGAAGUUUUGGAGGAAGAAAUAAAAGAAGAUUUUAAAUACCAUAGUCAAACUCCACCCAUGCUUCUACAGAUUGGAGCAAUGGAACCUAAUAGUUUCAAGUUCAAGACAGCAUCUCCUCCUCAUUCUAUCGCUGAAAAACGUUUAAAAAUGACGUGUGAGGAAAAGAAAGCGGUAAAUACUUCUGUAAACGAAACAGAAACCUCAAAUAUGAUGGUCUCUGCAGAAUGUACUACAGUCACGAAAGUAUUGCCCAAAAUUAUAAACGACGAACAUCUCAAAGAACCUUAUAAGAUUGUUCAAGGUGUGUUGGCACCAUCUUUAGAAAAAUCUGCAUCUUCUAGCUCUUAUUCGCAUACGACUUUAUAUUCCAUUUCAAAUGCUUCGGGUACUACUUCAAUUACUAGUACUUCAGAAAUGGGAGAAAAUUGUCAGAGUCAGCUUCCAACAAAUCUAAGAAAUGCAAUUACAAAUACUACUAACGAAAAUAUUGCUGCUUCUCAAAUUACAGAUACAGUUUCAAUUUCAAAUAAGACAGAUUCAAAUUGUUCUGUACAGACUUCAACUUGUGACACUAAUGUUCGAUAUAGUACUUCACAGGACUUUUUAUCGAGUUACUCAACAAUCGUCGAGAAUAAUAUCACCAAUCUGCAACAGAAUCCAAAUGUUUGUACUAGUUCAGCAAUUCAAGAAACAAAUUCAUCUGGAUUAAAUCAAAAUAUCGUUCCUGAUGUAACCCAAGCAUCUUUGGUUUCUCAUUUGACUAAUACUAAUACAACUACAAAUACUACAUCAUUACCAUUACAGAAUAUGCAAAUAGAUUAUACUCAGAUGAAAGAAAAAGAAUCUCAUAAUUCUCGUCAGACUUACGGGAUUCACAGCAAGGAUUCUCUAAUGGAAUCUAACAUUACUUCUAAUAAUCGUCUGAAUUAUACUGGCCAUAUGGAUAGAGUUCUUCCCACUUCUCAAAGUAUUCAGCAGGAGUAUCCAAUGCAAUCUAAAGAUGCAACUCUACCAAUUCUCUCUUCUCAAGGCAUGCAAACUGUCUAUGAGUCACAACCCAAAGAUAGUCAUGUUUUAACUACUCAACAGAAUGCUCACCAAAGUUUCACUAUUAAUGAAAAAGACCAUAUUAUUCAGAAUACUCAUAGUGAUUAUACUGUGGAUCAAAAUAAAAAUCUAUCUCGAAAGGAUUCAUAUUCAACAACCAGUAAUAACACAAAUACGCCCAACAGAAAUCAGAAUUAUCCUUCAAAAGAUUUAAUAUCAAAUUCUGAAAAUCAUUAUCAACGUAGUUAUUCAAAGAUAAAUAAAGACUCUGAUUCUUCAAAUAAUAAUGUUGUGGAUCAAGAUUCAAAGUUAAAUAAUAUUUUGAGAUCAAAAACUCAAGAACCACAAGAUCAUAGACGUGAUAAUAAUUAUAAUUCUGCAAAGAAAAUGGAUGUUGAUCCAUUCGUUCAAACGUUUUCCUAUAAUGUAAAAGAAUCCAUGACUAAUCAAGAACAAAAUGUUCUAAAUCAAAAUACUGAUAAUAUUUAUCAAAAUAAAAGAGAAGAGACACAAAAUUAUCCUACUUAUUCUAACAAAGAUACAAAGAAAAUCAAUACUAGUUCUUCCAAUAAUAUGAAUAAUAAAUCUCUCGUUCAGAAUACUCCUGCUACGCGUUAUUCACAACCAACAUCUUUCGUGGCUACAUCCAACUAUGAGCAAAGUACGGUUACUGAAAACCAUGCGAAGUCGACGACUACUGUUGCUCAUAAUUCUUCAAAUUUCAGUAUUUUGUCUUGGACAACUUUUUCCCCUGUUGGUGGAGGAAAUAACAAUAAUUUAGUACAAUUUGAACAGGGAUCAAGCCAGACAGAUAAUACUGAAGCAAAAACAAUAUGUGAAAAUUAUAAUUAUGUUCCCCUUCAUAAAGAAAAUACAAAUUUUUCCAAUGUAUUGACCAAUGAUGUUUAUUCGGUGAAUUCUACUAUGGCUAAUAUAGAUAAAUCAAGAAUGAAAUCGGGAAUGGAAGCACAGAAACAAUCUUUCGUGGAUUCUUCUAAAACUAGAAAUAUUCAAACUAAUAUUCCUCCAUCUGGUAAACAGACUCGUAUGCAAAAUCAGUCUUCUUCCAAUAAUGAUUACAACAAGUAUAGUACAGAAAAUAAAAACAAAUCUAAAUAUGCAAUGGAAUCUGAGUAUAUUCAAAAUGAAUAUUCAAAUGUAGAACAGCAGCAGUCACAACAACAUGCACAAAAAAAUCAUCAAUCUAUGACAACAAAACAGGACAAAGCAAUUUAUCCAAUGUCUAAUUAUGAUUCUCAAGUAAAUUUUGAUUUACCUGAAGUUAGUUCUCAAAUGAAGUAUCCUGUUGAAACUUAUGCAAGCUCGAAUUUUAAAUAUUCAGACAAAUCUCAACAACAAAAUCAAAAUAAGUACCAACCUCUAAUCCAAGGACAAAUUCCUUCUCUUCAACAUGAUAAUGUUACUUAUAACAAUGAUGGGAAGCAUAGUCAACAACAGAAUACAAAAUCAAAAGGAAAUCAGCAACAGCAUGCAAUUAGAGCACCUGUAAAUUGGAUGAUGACUCCAGAAAUAAAGCACAAUGCCAAUAUUACCGACAUUAUUUUACCACCUAUUGGAAAAGAAUUGGAUUUCUGCCAAAAUAAUCUAUUUACUCAAACGCCAUCUUACAAUCAGGGGACACCGAAUCAAUUUUAUAACAAUUAUGAUGUUGCAGCUCAUGGUUUUCCAAAUUUACCGGUUCUACAAAGUGAACCAAAAAGGAGUUCAGAAGUAUUCUAUUCUGAGGAACAACCAUUUCCUUGGUCUCCUACAAAAUCAAGUGUGCAUGUUGAACAGGCCCAACCAGUCAAAACUAUAGAUCAGCACAUUGUUCCUUCAAGUCUUCCAACUUUGGUCGGUGAUCUUGAUUUAGGUACUAAUAUAUCCGAGAAACAGAACUUUUUAUUUGGUCAAGUAACUUCGAGAAUUUCAUCUGAUCAAAAUAAAGAUCCUACCAAAGAUAAAGAUGGAAAUGUUACAGGACGUGAUUAUCAUACUGUGUUGAAUAAUCAAGCUGUUCAACAUCCAGUAGCAGGAUCUUCUUUUCUUUCUGUGAGUCAAUUGGUAGAACAUGAAAAAGCUGAGAAAUCACAUCAACAGCAUCAUCAACAGCAUCAUCACCACCACCACCAUCAUCAUCAUCAUCAUACUCAUCAGCAACAACAGCAGCAACAACAACAGCAACAACAACAGGCUAGAAAACAUCAGAGGAAAAGUAAUACAAGUCCUAGAGGUAAUAGUAAAAGGCAGAUGGAUAUUCGAAAACAAACAUCUGGUAAUGAUCAAAUGCAUCAAAGACACGAGGAACAAAAAUCGUCUGGACACACUUUCUCUGAACAAGGAUAUCAGCAACAACAGCAACAACAACAGCAGCAGCAGCAGCAGCAGCAACAACAACAACAAAAAUACCAACAAAAUAAUGUUCAUUGGAGAAGCAGAAAUUGUAAGAGCAAUUACACUGCUGAAGCAUUGAUAGGAACUAAUAAUAGUGUGCAUGAUACAAAUCAAGAUAAACAUGCUUCGAUCAAGUUUACGAAUUAUUCGCAGAAUAAAUUUCAAACAAGUCUACCUACUGCAGAUGCAGUUAUGCCUCUUAAUUAUUUUUCAAAUACCGACGACGGCAGUGGUUACGGACAAAUGGUGAAUCAGAACUUUAAUUCAUAUACAUAUUCUUCUAAUACUAAUAUUUAUCCUACUUCGAAUUUUAUAACCAGUAUAUCAAAUACACCUACCAGUUACAUGAUGCCAUUACACGAUAAUACUGACUAUAUGGAAGCAAAUGCUUUCCUUCUAUCAAAUGUAACAAUUGCCUCGACAGUUACCACUUCAUCAACUUCUACCGUGACCACCUCGACUUCAAAUGUGAAUACGAACACGAAGAAUCAUCAACACUAUGGAAAACAUCAAAAUUGCGAUAAAAGAUCGUAUCCUACGAAUGCAAAGAAAGGAAAAAGAAAAGGUCUCGAUGGAACUAUGCAGAAUUUAGAAUUUCCUCUUUCUGGUAUCAAUUCACCCCUAGAAGAUUAUCAUCACUCUACUACAUUCUUACCACCACCACCACCACCACAUGCUAGCCCUCUUUAUCAGAAUCACUCACAGGCAAAUGUAUAUACUAAAGCAGUAAAUGGUUUACCGCCUCCUCCGUCGGUAUCUGGUCCUCAAGGUGUACCUACGGCUGGUUUUCCAAUGAAUCCAAACAUGCCAAGGGGAGGAAUUGUGGCAAGCAAUCACAUGACUAUGAGCCAUCAUCCUUCUGGUACAAGUCUUACUAACUUCAAUUUGAGUACCAUUUUUCCAGAAAUGAAUGACAAAAUUACUGGAUACAAACCACCAAAUGGUAUACCCCCUGGUUUAUCACAACCACCUAAUCAAUCUGCAGCUUAUGCACAAAGGACCAACUAUCCAACAAAUCCUCUUUGCCAUCUGCCACAGGUAUCAGAAGGAAGUCAAUUUGGUAAUAGUGUUCCUCCUCCUCCUCCUCCUCCACCUCCUCCUGGAGUAAUACAUUACAAGAAUGUAUAAUAAUGUAAGUAUGAAUGAAGAACCAAUUGAUAGUUGUAAAUAUGUAAAUAAUCAUGUAAUUAAUUAAAUUAAAAAAAAUUGAUAUAU
Apis mellifera (honey bee) is the source of this 7263-nucleotide messenger RNA. RefSeq lists its product as uncharacterized. Lineage: Eukaryota; Metazoa; Arthropoda; Insecta; Hymenoptera; Apidae. Gene Ontology annotation, biological process: regulation of transcription by RNA polymerase II. Gene Ontology annotation, molecular function: protein dimerization activity; DNA-binding transcription factor activity, RNA polymerase II-specific; RNA polymerase II transcription regulatory region sequence-specific DNA binding. Gene Ontology annotation, cellular component: RNA polymerase II transcription regulator complex. The record is from RefSeq and is marked validated.